UGGAUUCACACUCCUCGAUCCCGGCUUGCUCGCGCUUGUCUUGCGGUGGCACGUCUGCAACAGCCUUCGGGUUCCUUGCAUGUGCUUUUCCAAAAGAAUUUCCCCCCCGUCGUGAAGCGAAGCGUGACGGUCUCACGUGUCUUUCUCCCUGUGUUGUCUUUGUGUGUCCUCCACGUCCUGAUCCAGGAACAUCCGGAGAGGAAGUUGCGACGCGAUCCUUUGAACAUGUUUGCCUGCUGCGUCGCCGUUUUCAUCCUCUCUACGUGGUCUUCCGCGGACUGUAACCCCAGUCCCGUUUUGGGAGAUGUAGUCGUGGACAGAUCCUUCAUUCCGCAAGUCUGCGCCAGGGAAGCGAAAAGCGGGGAUUACGUGCGCUACCACUACAACGCCACGUUCACCGAUGGAAAAGCGUUUGAUUCGAGCCACCAGAGAGGAGCCGCAAAGGUGGGCUUGUUGGGAGAGGGUCGUCUCAUCGCCGGCAUCGACAGGGGUCUGCAGGGCAUGUGUGUGAACGAGCGCCGGACCAUUACUGUCCCACCUCACCUGGCCUACGGCAGCACCGGAGCAGGCGACGUGGUCCCUCCAGACACCACGCUGGUGUUCGACGUCCACCUGCUGGACCUGUGGAACGCGGCCGACAUGGUGGUGGCCAGGACCAUCAGCACCCCCAAGGACUGCAGGCGCUCCGUGAUGCGCACCGACUUCGUGCGCUUCCACUUCAACGGCUCGCUGCUCGACGGCACCGCCUUCGACUCCAGCUACAACAGGAAGCAGACUCACAACACGCUGGUGGGCGAGGGCUGGCAGGUGAGGGGCAUGGACGAGGGCCUGCUGGGCAUGUGUGUGGGGGAGAUCAGGAACAUCGUCAUCCCACCAUUCAAAGCGUACGGAGAAAAGGGAUCAGGUACGGAGAUCCCUCCUCAGGCCACCUUGGUGUUCGACGUCCUGCUGGUGGACAUUUUUAACCCGAAGGACAACAUCAGCAUCGAGGAGCAGCACGUGCCGGAGUCGUGCACGCGCCGCUCCGUGGCGGGCGACUACGUGCGCUACCACUACAACGGGACCUUCCUGAACGGACUCACCUUCGACACCAGCUACCAGAGGAACAGCACGUACAACACCUACAUCGGGAUGGGCUACGUGAUCGCUGGGAUGGACCAGGCCCUGCUGGGGGUCUGUACGGGGGAGAGGAGGCGGGUCACCAUCCCUCCACACCUGGCGUAUGGAGAGCAGGGAGCAGGUGACGUCAUCCCUCCGUCGGCCGUGCUGGUGUUCGACAUUCACGUCGUCGACUUCCACAACCCCAGCGACGCCGUGGACGUGCAGACCACCUACAGGCCCGACGCGUGCAACGACACCACGGCGGUGAACGACCUCGUCCACUACCACUACAACUGCACGCUGGUGGACGGCACGCUGCUCUUCUCCUCGCACGACUAUGAAAACGUCCAGGACGCGGUGUUGGGCUCGGACAAAGUGAUCGACGGGCUGGACGAGGGCCUGCGGGGCAUGUGCGCGGGGGAGAGGAGGCUGGUGAAGGUGCCUCCUCACCUGGGCCACGGAGAGAGAGGAGCCUCUGGCGUGCCCAGCAGUGCAGUGCUGGUCUUCGACAUUGAGCUGGUGAGCUUCGAGAAGGGCGUCCCACCUGGUUACCUGUUUGUGUGGCUCGGGGACACUCCUGCAGACCUGUUUGAAUCCCUGGACGUGGACAAAAACAAAGAGGUUACACAGGAGGAGUUUGGGGAGUUCAUCAAGCUGCAGGUGGCAGAGGGCAAAGGUCGCAUUAAGCCUGGGGUGAGCAUGGAGCAGGUCAUCGCUGACAUGUUCCAGAACCAGGACCGUAAUAAAGACGGCCUGAUCACCGCCAGCGAGCUCAAACUGAAGGUGGACGAGGACAAGGAACGGGAGCUGACGAGGCACGAAGAGUUGUGAUGAGGACGAAGGUCCUGCUUCUGUCUCAGGAAAUAAAAAAACAAGCAUUAAGAGACUCUUCCCUGCAACGUCAUGGUCAAAUAUUGGACAGUCGUUACAUAAAAAUAAUGCAAAGGAUGUUUUCGUAGAGUUUUGUGUUGUAUGAUUGUGUUUAAUAAUUGUAUUUCAGAAAAUUUAACAAGCACCUUUUUUUAUUUGUUCCCAAAAGUCUGAACAUGAAAAUGUUUGUAAGAAAAUAAAAAUGGUUUCAUUUUUC
Molecule: messenger RNA, 2188 nt
Organism: Betta splendens (Siamese fighting fish)
Lineage: Eukaryota; Metazoa; Chordata; Actinopteri; Anabantiformes; Osphronemidae
Gene: fkbp10b
Product: FKBP prolyl isomerase 10b
Exons: 11
Coding region: 226-1932 (568 amino acids)
Molecular function (GO): peptidyl-prolyl cis-trans isomerase activity; calcium ion binding
Source: RefSeq, a predicted model, not a curated record